UAUAGAGGAAACAUUCUUAUGAUGAAGUCUUUGCCCACUCCGAAUGAGGCUUACUCUAUUCUGUUGCAUGAAGAAAAGCAACGUGAAGUUCAUGCUUCUAUACAGUUUUCAGGACAAACCUCUUCAUUCAAUGUAGUAGGUACAAAGUUUCAAAAUGCAAAGUGGGAAAAUAGAGGUAAUGCCCAGAAAGGCAAUUUUGAGAAUCGUAAAGGUGGAAUAUUUUGCAAUUAUUGUAAGAAAUCAGGACAUUUGAUUGAAAAGUGUUACAAGUUGCACGAAUUUCCUCCCUCUUUCAAGUUCACUAAGCAGAAGAGGACUUAUAGAAAUGCACAAGGGAGUGCAAAUGCAGCAUUUGGAAAUGAAGAAGGAGGUUCUUCUGAGACUAACCUGACUGUGAAUCCCAUGAGUAUAGUGCAAGGCUUCUCAAAGGAGAAGUGUGAUAAACUGAUUCAUUUACUUCAAAAUCUUCAUGCAGGUCAAGGAGUUUCUUCGGAUUUUGAGGCUAAUGUGACUGCUAACAUGGCUGGCCCCUUCUCUGAAGAGGCUACACGUGUUUGGUGAGACCACUGAUGGAUUCUAUGUGUUGGACAAUGCAGCUCCCAGUUCUAGUUCUAGUCUUUCCAAUGUCAGUGUCAAUUCCACUACUUCUGUUGAACCUAGUGUCCCAUGUAGUUCUUCACAAUCUCUAUUUUCAGAUGUUUUCAAUAUAAGUCCUUUUGAUGGACGUCUUUCUAGCGACGUUGUAACUGAAGCUAAUUCAAUGAAUAAAAUUGUUUGCUCUAUGAAUUGUAGCA
Molecule: messenger RNA, 794 nt
Organism: Nicotiana tabacum (common tobacco)
Lineage: Eukaryota; Viridiplantae; Streptophyta; Magnoliopsida; Solanales; Solanaceae
Molecular function (GO): zinc ion binding; nucleic acid binding
Source: RefSeq, a predicted model, not a curated record